Molecule: messenger RNA, 5668 nt
Organism: Cuscuta europaea
Lineage: Eukaryota; Viridiplantae; Streptophyta; Magnoliopsida; Solanales; Convolvulaceae
Source: the annotation of a GenBank genome assembly
GAGGGCAGUUGUGUAACAUCCAGGUGUUGCGAAGCGUGAUAGCCUGCCAGGUGCCUCGCCCCAACUCCCCAAGUCCUAUACGACUCCACCACACUCACUCUUUGCAAUAGUGUCAUUUUGUUGGUGGUCGUAAAAUGGUCUCAGCCAAGGGCAAGGAGAAGGUCGCCGCCGGCGACAAGGGCUCGGCGGGAAAGCGGAAGACUGAUCUCGGCAGGGGAAAAGAUGAUGACAAGACCGGCAAAAGGCAUAAGCGCGAUGUGCUGCAGUUCUUCGAGGACAGUGCGCACGAGGUCGGAGAGGACGACGACGACUUCAGUGACGAUUCUGAUUUCAACGUCGAUGAUUUUAUCCAAGAAGAUUUAGGUGCUGAUGAGGGAGUCCAGAAUGAACAUGUUAAGCGCCCUGUUUUCCCUCUAGUACCUAAAGAAGAGGAGAUGGAUGAAGAGGAGCUAGAGAAAAUGUUGAGAGAUCGCUACAAGCCUAGUUCUAGUUUUGUUAGAUAUGCAGAAGAUGGCUAUGAAAGGAAAGGAUUUAUUGAUGAGGACUUAUCUGUUCCUUCCUCCAAAGGCCCGACUAUUUGGAAAGUCAAAUGCACGGUCGGACGUGAAAGGCAUUCGGCUUUCUGCCUUAUGCAGAAAUAUGUGGACUUGCAUGCUCUGGGAACAAAAAUUCAGACAAUCUCUGUUUAUGCUCCUGAUCACGUGAAGGGUUUUGUUUAUAUUGAAGCUGACAAACAGCGUGAUGUUAUCGAGGCUUGUAAAGGGCUUGCUAGUAUUUAUUGCAGUCGGAUGGCUCAAGUUCCAAGGAAUGAAAUCUCUCAACUCUUUUGUGUACGGAGCAAGUGCCAUGGAAUUUCUAAGGGCAUGUGGGCUCGUGUCAAGAGCGGAAGGUAUAAAGGAGAUCUAGCGCAGGUUGUUGCAGUGAAUGACGGACAGGCAAAAGUCACUGUCACUGUGAAGUUGAUUCCAAGAAUAGACUUGCAAGCACUGGCUGAGAAAUUUGGCGGGGGAGUUGCUGCCAAGAAGGCUUCCAUUCCAACAGCAAGAUUUAUCAGCUCUACUGAGCUUGAGGAUUUCCGCCCUCUCAUCACAUACCGUAAGGAUCGUGAUACAAAUGAGAUGUAUGAAGUUCUUGACGGAAAGAUGCUUAAAGAUGGCUAUUUAUAUAAGAAGAUGUCUGUUGACUCUUUGUGCCUUUGGGGUGUAAUGCCUUCUGAAGCUGAGUUCCUGAAGUUUGAACCUCCCAAGAAAAAUGUGCCACUUGACACCGAGUGGCUUUCUCAGCUAUAUGGCGAGAGCACGAGAAAGCAGAAAAUUAAGAAUGACAAAGGGUCUGGGAAAGGUGGCGAGAAAGGAGAGGGUUCAUCGAGCUCUGGCAACUUAAACAGUUUUGAAGUAGACGAUCUAGUGUUUUUUGGCCGUAAGGAUUUUGGCAUCAUUGUUGGCACUGAGAAGGAGAAUGUGUAUAAAAUCAUCAAAGAAGGUUCAGAGGGGCCAGUACUUGUAACCCUUCAACUUCGUGAACUAAGAGCCGCAUGCUUCGAUAGAAAGUUGUUUACUGUAAAAGACCAAAAUAAGAAUACAAUCUCCAUAAAUAAUGUUGUACGGGUUUUGGAUGGUCCAUCAAAGGAUAGACAAGGAACUGUCAAACAAAUCUAUAAAGGAGUCAUCUUUUUGUAUGAUGAGAUGGGCGAGGAACAUAAUCGCUAUGUCUGCGUUAAAGCUCAGAUGUGUGAAAAAAUUUCCUGCAAUGAUGUUUUAUUGUCUGGCAAGGAAAAUGAGGCUGGGCCAUCAUCUGCUUUUAAUGAUUCUCCAUCAUCUCCAAAUACUCCUUUGUCUCCUAAGAAACCUUGCCGGGGGAGGGAUGUUAACAGCAAUUUUCAUCGCGAGGAUAAAGAUGGACUGUUCUCUGUUGGCCAAUCGGUAAGAAUACGAGUAGGUCCUUUGAAGGGUUACAUCUGCCGCGUCUUAGCUGUACGCCAAACUGAUGUCACUGUGAAACUUGAUUCUCGGCAACAGAUUCUUACAGUUAAAAGUGAGCAUCUGUCUGAGGUUCACAGAAAGUCUUCUAACAUUUCUUUGAGUAGCACUGAUCCAGAGGGUUCUAGACCAUUUGAUCUGUUUGGAGCACAAGAUGGUUCAAGAGAUUGGGCUGAUGGUGGGAUUCAAGCGGCGCAAGAUGAUAGUUGGAAUGCAGGAUUAUCAUCUAAUGAAAGGAGCUCCUGGCCUUCUUUCCCUUCAUCGAGCUUACCAACUGUACAAGACCCCAAUACCAGUUCUCUCACUUCAGUUGAUGUUAAUAAAGAUGCUGGGAGUUCUGCUUGGGAAAUAGGGACAACUCAAAGUAAAGAUGCUGGGCAAGGUAGUGGUUGGGGAGGAAGUGAUAGUUGGAAAAAAGUUGCUUCUACUUCAGUGGCUGGCACCUCUGGUUCUGACAGUUGGGGUAAAACUUCUGAAGCAUGUGAGGAAAGCAUAGUCAAGAAUGAUGGUUCCAGCUGGGGUGCUGCAGCAAAGAAUGAAGGCCAAAGUGAAGGAUGGGGCAACAAAGUGAAGAGUGAAAGAAAUGAUGGGCCUAGUUGGGGAAAUUCUGCGAGUUCUCAAGGUAAAGGCACCACCGUUGCAAACAGUGAUGCUUGGGUCAGUAAGGGAGCGGCUUCUAGCUCUUUACCUGGUCCAGUGAGUGAAAGUGGUGGAUGGGGCAGUGCAGGCAUUUCGCAGGACGGUGGAUCCCAAUGGGGGAAACAAGAUAAUAAGGUACAGCAAGAUGUGGGAUCUUCUUGGGGCAAUAAGAAGGAAGAUGAAUCAUCAUGGGCAGCACAGGGUGGAGGGUCAUCUUUGGGCCAACAUGAUGGUAAGGGGAAAUAUGUGGAAUCUGCUUGGGCCAGUAAGGAGGAAAAAUCCUCCUGGGGAAAACAAGGCGGAUCAUCUUGGGGCCAACAGGAGACUAAGGUACCCAAUAGUUCUGGUGGAGGUGAGGAGGAUGGCGGGUCAUCUUGGGGAAAAAAGAAUGGUGGUGGUUCAGUGGGAAAACAAGAUGAUGGAUCUUCCUGGAAUAAUAAGGAAGAUAAAUCCUCACGGGGAAAGCAAGGUGGGGGUGGAUCCUCUUGGGGAAAGCAGGAUGGUGGUGGCUCAUGGAGUAAACAAGACAGUGGUGGAUCCUCUUUUGGAAAGCAGGAUGGUGGCGGCUCAUGGAGUAAACAAGAUGGUGGUGGAUCCUCUUGGGGAAAGCAGGAUGGUGGUGGCUCAUGGAGUAAACAAGACGGUGGUGGAUCCUCUUUUGGAAAGCAGGAUAGUGGUGGCUCAUGGAGUAAACAAGACGGUGGCAGAUCCUCUUGGGGAAAGCAGGAUGGUGGUGGCUCAUGGAGUAAACAAGACGGUGGUGGAUCCUCUUUUGGAAAGCAGGAUGGUGGUGGCUCAUGGAGUAAACAAGACGGUGGCGGAUCCUCUUGGGGAAAGCAGGAUGGUGGCGGCUCAUGGAGUAAACAAGAUGAUCAAUCUUCUGGUGAUGGACCACAUCAACAAGGAAGUUGGGGAAGCGGUGGGGGGGCUUCUGAUGGGGGCCGUGGUGGUGGAAGAAGAGGAAGGGGCAGGGGAAGAGACAGUUUUGGUAGGGGUGGAGGUAGAGGAAGGUCUUUUGAUCGUGGAGGUGAGUCAAAUAGCUGGGGUAAGGACGCUGAAGGUAAUUUCGGGUCAGGAGUUGCUGCUGCUGGGGGGCUGCCAUCAAAUAGUUGGAAGAGUGAAAGUUCUUGGGGUAAGACAUCUGAUGGAAGCAAAAAGGAUGACUGGGGGAAUCUAAAUGCAUCUAGCAGGGAUGAUAAUAGCUCUGGGAAGAAUGCCCAAGGUUGGGGUGUAGUGAAAGAUGCUGAACAUGGUGAUUCAGGUUCAGGCUGGAAAAGCCAACCAGAAAAGCAGGAAGGAUCGGGUUCUGCUGCCGGUGGAGAAUGCAGUUGGAAGAGCUCCCAAGAAAGCUCUUGGGAAAAGGCAAAAUCAACUGAUGGAAGCAAAGCAGAUGAUUGGGGUAGUAAACAAGAUGCAGCAGGUGAAAAAUGGAACAUCAAAGCAGGAUCAAGCUUGGGUUGGAAAAGUGACCAAUCUGAAAAACCCGAUGAAAACAAAGAUGGUGCUGCUUUUAAUACUAAACAAGCUGAUUGGCAGAGUGGAGGAGGAUGGAAUGCUGCCAAACCUUCUGCUGGUGAAAGCCAGCCAUCUAGUUGGAACAAGAAACCAAUUGUGGACGAAGGAACAGAUGAUACCAAUGAAGUUGGUGGUGGGUGGAAUGCAACAGGUAAAGGAAGUGAUUCUGAAACAAAACAGUCAUCAGGAUGGAACAAUAAAAGUUCCAAUGGGAGUUCGGCAGUUGGUUGGGGAAGUAGUGGAAACCAGUCAUCUGGGUGGAAGAGCGAAAGUAACUGGAACUCGGGAGGCAGUGGCUUUGGCGGCGGGAAUGAACAUCAAGAUGACAGCUCCAAUGAAAGGGGAGGAAGAGGUGGGUGGAGGGGUGGCCGUGGAGGUGGAUUUGAUAGGGGGGGAGGAUAUCGUGGAAGAGGUGGCUAUGAUAGGGGAGGAGGUUAUCAGGGCAGAGGUGGUGGAUCUGAAAGGGGUGGCGGUGGAUUUCGAGGUAGAGGUGGUAGUUUUGAUAGGGGCAGCGGUGGUUUUGGGGGGAGAGGACGUGGUAGAAGAGACCAAACCGGUGAAUGGAACAAUAACAGUAGAAAUGAUUUCAGUGGUGAUGGCAAUAAGCAGAGCAGUUGGGGAAAUGGGUCAAGUGGUGAUGGUGGCAGCAGCUGGAAAGCUAGUGAGAACAAGGGAAGUUGGAAUGGAGGUGGCAAUUCACAGAGUUGGUCCACAGGUGAUGGGAAUAAGCUGAGUAGUUGGAAUAAUGGGUCAGGCGGUGAUGCAGGCAGUGGCUGGAAAGCUUCCAGUGAUAGUAAUAAAGGAAAUAGUUGGAAUGAAGGUGGAAUGGGGAAAGGCCAGUGGCAAUCAGGUGGUGGUGAGCAGCAGAAGAACACGAGUGAUUUUGGUGGUGAUAGCAAGCCACCGAGCAGUUGGAAUACCGGGGAUGGUGGUGGCAGCGGCUGGAAAGCUACCAGUGACAAUAAUAAUACUAAUAAGGGGGUAAGUUGGAAUAGUGCUGGUGGUGAUGCAGAUGGUGGUGCCAGUAAGGCAUCAUCCUGGGGCAACACAUCCGAAUCUAUAAAACCCAAAGAAGAAGGCGCUGGGGCUGCUGCUGAUGCGUGGGGUAAGGCAUCAUCAUCUACCUCUUGGGGUGGCAAAGAGAGUGGUGAUGGAGGAGCUAGCAAGGGAGGGUGGUGAACAUGACCAGCUCAGAGGGUGCCCUAAUUGCUUCUACAGUUCUACUACUUGUAUGGAUGGGGGUGUCUAUUUAGAUCAGAUGAGUUUGUGUCUUCCCACAGAAGUGUAGUGUUUCUAGCCUUUGUAAUAAUAAUGUUGGAGUUAGAAUCUGAUAUCCCCUUGUGAGGUUGACAUAAAAACCCUACUUUUGACGUUUGAUGUGUUAUCCAUCAUUUAAAGAAUUAAAGGGAAGCCUUUCUGCAUUAUUAUGUCGUCGAAUGCUGCUGUCUAACAUUACUUUAUUUGCUUCGAGUCAGUCCCUAUUUGCUUUCAUUCACUAGUUUCUAACCAUAAGUUUUAAGCUAAGCUACUACCAC